Molecule: messenger RNA, 12369 nt
Organism: Spirometra erinaceieuropaei
Lineage: Eukaryota; Metazoa; Platyhelminthes; Cestoda; Diphyllobothriidea; Diphyllobothriidae
Source: the annotation of a GenBank genome assembly
AUGAUAGCCGAGCGCAACUGCCAUAGUUGCGCGGAGCAUCAUCGUAGCCGGCGGCGGCAUUGGCUGCCUCCGCCCAGUCUGGAGUUUUCUGUGGAGGAGAUCAGUCGGGAGCUGGCCAAACUGGGCGUCUCCGAGACCUCGCCAACCCGCCUGAUAGCUAUCAAACGCGAUCUGGAUGAGCUGAUCCGCCAGGAUCUUGAGAUGGCCCGUUCGAAGUCCUCCCUCGAGUUCUCCGCUCCCCACCGCCCCCAUCAACACUCCCAAGUUCUGACUAGUAGCGGUUCGAUCGAUGUACGUCAUAUGUUGCAAAAUGCUAUACUUAUUUCUUUAAGGUAGCGUUUAUUUUCACAUAAGGGAAAAUAUGCAGGUAUUUGCUAGCCUAGGCUUGCACCCAGCCGUUAGUAUUCAGGAAGAUUUAAUUUUUUUGUGAGAUGAGAAGGAAGAGCAAGGUGACAACAGGUGACAUUGACAGUUAAACCGUCGCAACCGGCAUUCACUGUGUGGCCCACCGGAGUGGGCGCAGCACUGGUUAGGCAGGCCUGACAGCACCUAUCGCAUUCUCUCCUCCUUCACCCGCCAGCCUUUGGUGGCAAGAAACAUCAAGAUGCCUUGGGGUGGGUUCGAACGCAGUGACUGACGAAGCUCAAUGGACCGUCUGGGCGUGCCACACACGGCCUUGUCUCUACAGCACGAGGGCGGCUACGGUGCCGCAUGCGUGAGUGUCAUGAAGGGCGCAUUAAGAAGGGACCAUUGCUGCCUUAGCCUGUCGGACAGUAAGUUUCCAAGCUAUGACUGACAGCGCGACAGUGGGCUGCUGUGCCAUGGGGAUGGGUCCUCCAGUGUCGACCUCGCUCUGUCCCUCCCUUCCCCCUCCCCCUAUGCACCAGCCGACUGUCCGAGGCUGUCGAAUCGCUUUUACUGGAAUUGGACGCGGUACGUGACAGAGCUAGGAAGACCCAUCUACGCGGGCCGCGCACGAUCCGGUCACCGGCUAAUGUGGCUGACGGCAGAUGGCACCCUGUUCCCAGUCCCUCAUGGUUUUCCAUAGACUGCGCUGUUUGGGUCGCGGCGUGAAAGCAUGCAUCUCACCAAUUUCACUUUAUGGUAAUCUGUACUGACGCAAUGUCGGAUUUUUGGCUUGAGGUAUUUAACAGCAUCGUGCUAGAAUUGCGUUCGACGGGCAACCAUCUGAUUGCCGAUAUUGCCUUGUCGUUUUGCGGAUCGACAACUGUUUUGGUGAUUUGCGGCACCGGCUUUUUCGUUGUCUUUUCGUCCUACCGAAUUUCAGCGACCCACUACGUCGGUAUGUCAUUUGAUAGAAAAGUCAUGACGCGCUACGAAGGUAGUCACACGAAACCCUGGCUGUCCCACAUUCAAGGUAAUGGCCAACUAGACUAUAAUUCAAAUUGCACUUCCCUCUGCAGCCGGAUUAUGGCUGGCUGAUGAUUACAAACGGAACUUUGUCUUUGUCAGUUACGCCUUUCCAUCAUUGACUCCCCAUUACCUGCCUGCGAAGACUCUGGAUCCGAAACUCCGAAGCAAAACUGGACAUUGCAAUGGGGCCACAGUAAUGAACGCCAUCUUUCGUGGCUUUGCGUAUUUCCAAUCGAUGCUGACAGAGCUCAGCUGCGUAGCUCAAGCGGUAUGACUACUUUCGAAAGCCAACUGGACUCGGGUUCAAGUCUCAAUUCUUUCCAGCUUGAGGUUUCGAUACUGCCGACUGACGACUGCUAAUUAGCCAGGAGUGGGUAUUUCUGUCUUUAUUUUCUUUGACCGUAAAAUUUAUCGAUUAAUGGGCUGGGCGACGACCUGUCAUAUGUUUGGGCGCCCAUGUCUUUUCCCUCAUACAAACCUUCUUAGACAACAUCCCUCACGCGUGCCAAUUAAGAAUACUUUUAUGUAGGCUGUGUCGUCCCAUCAAAACCACCUUUUGGGGCUGCUUCCCUUUAACAUGUAAGAUUCCUAACUUCAAUGGUAUGGGGCGCUCACCGGCCGUUCUUACGGAACUCACUCGUCCCGUUGUGCCGUACGGGCUCUCUCUCUCGAGCCCAACCAGCAGCCGCACAGCGGCGCAUGCUAUAGGCAGAAUGGCAAUACCGACAAAGACAAAGGAGACUGGAAUGGCAAUUUCUGGCUUAUUAGCCGUCGUCAGCCAGUCAUAUUCAACCCCGAAGUGUGAAACACCCGAGGCUCGAACUCACGACCUGUUAGUUAGAAGUCCACGCCUCUGACCACUGAGCCACGAGCCCGUUGCUCUGUCGGUUUUCGAUCGGGAAUAUACAAUGGUAGGGGUCGCCCACCGCUCACAUACAACUUAUAUCAUGCGCCGCUAUGCGGCUGCUAGUUGGGCUCGAAAGAGAGCCCGUAAGGCACAACGGAACGAAUGAGUUCCGUAAGAACGGUCGGUGAGCGCCCCCCUACCAUUGUAUAAUCCCAAUCGAAACCGACAAAGCAACGGGCUAGUGGUCCAGUGGUUAGAGGUGUGGACUUCUAACUAACAGGUCUCGAGCGAGCCUCCGGUGUUGCACACUUCGGGGUCGGGUAUGACUGGCUGACGACGGCUAAUAAGCCAGAAAUGGCCAUUCCAGUCUCCCUUGUCUUUGUCGGCAAUAAUAUAUUCCCAACGUCGCUCCGUUUAUAUCCACGAAAUGCGUGAUUUUAGUUCAUGCAGCAUGCCCAUCUAUUUGUCAAUGUAUUUCAUGCACAUGUUUUGCUUGUAGUCUACCAACACAGAAACCUGUAACCAAAAUUCGUCCAACACCAACAAGACGAGCGGCCGCCAACCCCGACCGAGUACGCGGCCCGAUGCUGAGGGCGAUUUUCCCUCCUCCUGUAACUCCACUCCGCAUGAGUGCAGUAGUUCUGUUUGCGAUCAACGGCAGCAACACCACCACCACCAUCAUCAUCAUCGACAGCAGAUGGAAGCGGGAAAUCCCGACGACCGGCCGAAGUUUCAAUUCCACUCACCUCUUCAAUCGGCUUCGGUAGAGAGUCUGGAGUCGCCGUUGGACUAUCAGAGCUGGUCAAGCCAGUCGUCUGCCGCAGCCGUGGACGAAAGUCUAAACGACCUGCUCUCAGAAACUAUCUACAUGCAGGAGGAGGGGGAGGAGGAGGAGAAAGAGGGCGCCGAAGCGGCCCAAUCGACGGACUUUGAGGAGAAGGAGGAACAAGAGGUUCUUGAGAGUUAUCAAGUUCUUAGUGGCAGCACCUCUACCCUGUGUUCUCACGGCCUUUCCCCCGUCUCCGCUUCUCCAGGCACCCAUGAAGGUUGGUUUUCGUCAACACCACCACCACCACCACCACCACCACCACCACCACCACCACCACCACCACCACCACCACCACCACCGCCACCAGUUAUUAAAUUGUGAUUUAUAAUUUAGCCUGAAAUUGCCGUGUCAGCGUAGAGAAAAGUAACGAUAGUAAUGACGUUGGCGGUAGUAGUAGUAGUAGUAGUAGUAGUAGUAGUAGUAGUAGUAGUAGUAGUAGUAGUAGUAGUAGUAGUAGUAUUAGUAGUAGUAGUAGUAGUAGUAGUAGUAUUAGUAGUGGUAGUAGUAGUAGUAGUAGUAGUAGUAGUAGUAGUAGUAGUAGUAGUAAUAUUAAGCGAAAAGGCACUCGUUUGGUUACGUUGCCUGGCCGUCUGACGUUUAGGAAAACCUUUUCGCCUUCCAAUCGUCAGGCUGUGGGCUCCGGUACUGUGUCCACAUUUUGGGACCUAUGCUCGGAACGAGCCACUCUGCCUGGUUAACAGUAUUAUCUGCGGAUUAACCUUUACUGCCUGUGUCUGUCAUUUACGUGCUUUGUUCAACCACUUAAGUUAUUUACAUGGUUGCGCAAAUCCGCAUGCCUAGCAGGGGAAACCAGUAUGUCGGUUUUUUGAACGCUCGCCUUGGUAACUUGCAUCUGUGGCGCCACACACGAGGCAAAGGACCUCCUUCGACAUCAAAUCUACUCACUGCUCAGGUCACACCGAAAACCCAUUCGCUACUAACAGAUGAACAAAAGACCCUAAGGGAGUUGAAAGAGAACAAUGCGAUAGUCAUUCUGCCUGCUGACAAAGGCCGGUUAACAGUUAUCCUUGACGAGGUAGACUACCGAAACAUGCUCCUCAAAAAUCGGGAGUCCUACAAAAUCAGCGACACCGCCAGUCUAAAGUCCCUACUGGCGAAGGUUAACAGAAUUCUGGAUCGACUGAAGAAGGACAAGGUCGUCACCGCCAAAGACUGGUAUAUAGCAAAGUCCAUAGUAACAGCUAUGGCACAAUUCUAAGGCCUUCCAAAGGUACACAUGCGAGAUGUUCCACCCCCCGACUAAUCGUCUCAUUUCGAGGCACACCCACAUACGGGUUUGCUAAUUGGCUAUUCCAGAAGCGAAGAUUCCUAACCGCGGGCUCGCAAACAACAGUGCAUUCAGCAGAACAAUUCCUUGACAAAAUAGGGGCGGUCACGAUCGGACCGAACGAAAGGAUAGUGUCAUUUGAUGUCGUCUCACUCUUCACCUCCAUACCACAGGUCCUUUCGGUUGAAAUGCUCAGUGAUCUGCUACGUCAAAAUUACAAUUAGGGCAAUAACCAGUCCACAGCUUAAAAUCUCAGAGGACCCAUGGGGCACUGCCCCAAAACAUUCUUUACGGGGGGUAUUACGAUUCAACACUCCAACCCAGCACUCCAGGCAGGGUUAGGACUAUCACUCAGUGUGUUGUAUACAUUGGAUGCUUGGCAAUGACACACUCUCCACAGGCAGUCUCAACGCUUGCUCACACAACCCCUGAAGCCGGAGGUUUGAGUUGAAGCUCCACAACACAAGAACCGUCUCCUGUCCUCCCCCUGCUCCUACUCCGGCUCCUCCUCCUCCUCCCAACCGACACCGCCGUAGCAGUUUCGUCCGUCAUGGAGACGACUGGAGAUGAGCCUAGUGCAGUGGCUGACUUCACGUAAGGCCUCUCACUCGCACCCAAACACGCGUUGAUCCCCUAUCCCCUACCAGCCGUGCCUUAUUGAUCCAGAUCUCAUAAUGGUGAGCGUUGAUGUAAGGCCAUAUUAAGACGGGGUCACUGCAUUCUCUUCCCCAGCUUAGAGGACGGAGUUAUCACGUCAGUUGGCAGCCUUCCUAGCCACAACUUUUGGCGUCACUUUUAUGACAGGGAGGAAAGGUUGAUAUUUCCUUCUCCCCUCCCCCACUCCAUUGUGUAUCUGUGUCAAAUCCAAGUGCAAUUGAAUUAUUCGGGCAUGGGGGUUGACCCGACAGAAAGUCUCCUUAUCUCUUGUGUCACACGCGCUUUGUUUCCAUUUAAGUUUGACAAAAAAGCGCUAUCCGGUCUUUGGGGGUCAACCACACCAAAACCAAUUACAUCAGUUGCGAUAUACUCACACUUAUCUAAACACUUUUUCUUCUUUUUGCAGACGACAAUGGGCCAGCAGGGCCUCGAGUUUAUUCAAUCAAAUCGGACCAAAAAGUAAAAUUCCAGCAAAAGAUGAACUUGGUAAGUUAUCUUGUUAAAACACGAGGAGAUGCAAAAUGAGAUUUCUUGUGUAAUCACACCUCCGAAUUUCAUUUCAGGCCAGAUAUUCACUCCACCGUAUAGUAUGCAAACAGUUACCUGCCAACGUAAAUAUAUAUAAUGGUAGGGCGUUGGAUUUAUAACCCACAGGUCGCGGGAUCAAACUCCAGGCUUCGCACACCUUGGGGUUGGGUAUGGCUGGCUGACGACGACUAACGAGCCAGAAAUGGCCAUCUCAGUCUUCCAUGUCUUUUUCGGUAAUACUAUUCUGCACAUAUAUGUACACGUUGCGUUUUCAGGCAUACAUAUACCCGUGGUCGGCCUUUAUUAAAUAAACAAACACCAACAAUAUGGGUUCUGUCCCAAGCAGAUUAACGAUCAGUUUCCAGUGUAUGAAUGGCAGCUUAGGACAAGUGGUCUCGCCUCUUCAUGGCCAAUUGUUGUUCGUGUAUGCGUGCAGGGCCGACCUUCCAGUUCUACCACAGUAAACUGCAUCGCAGACGACGCACGGAAUCUUGUAGAUAACCUCUUUCUUACCUUAAUGGCUAUGCCUAUCCUUAGGGUGUACAAGCUAGUUGCGUAAUGUAGUCGUCGGUUUGUGCGCCACUUGUAGGGGAUGUUUCCUCAAAUGCCCAUUAACCAGUUCGGACACGUUUUAAUGCACAGAAACGUUCGCCAGUUUCUUGGUUUGGAUGUCUGAUCGGAACAAUUUAAUUCCUUGUCUUUUUCUUUCAACUUCUGUUGUCUCAUGCAUCAAUGUGCAGAAUCUCUAGGGUACCCACUUUAGGAAAAAAAUUGAACAGAUAAUUAAAUGUUGUUUGUUAAUUAUCGCUGUCUGGAGAGCGUGUUUCCGCCUGAUGAAGUAGGUUGUUAACAGCACUUCGUCCGUGUAAAAUAGGAUGAUUGCUUUUGUAAUGUAGAACAACUUUCGCAUAAAUUUCUUAGCGGCAAAUUUAUGCGUGAAAAGUCUCGUCAGUCUUUCGCCGUACGAGAACGUCAAGGAUAGGGAGUUUGCUGUUAACCUCUUUUUCGAGCGCAAGCGAGAUUCCUGGUACUGUUGAGUUAAUAAAACCGUGGACCAUUUCCAAGUGAUCCAUUGUAACUACAACAAAAAUGGCCUCCACGUAACGCGCCCUGGGGAAUGAUAGAGAAUGCACGUCGUCCAGGCAAUUGGAGAGAAGAAGACGGGAGGGCGAUCGCUAAGACCAGUUGUUUAUUUGUCCGACGUUUCGAACUCUCACGUGAGCCCAUCGUCAAGGAAUGAAAAACUGUACAACUCAUCGCAUUUUUAGUUCACCUCUGUCGGGGAUGACCUCCAGCUGCGCUGAUGAUUUGUUCACGCAGUGCUUGAUACGCGAUUGGCAUCGAGCCAGCCGACAAGAAGGCUGAAGUCCAUUUCCUGCAGAAACUCUUCACAGCGAACGGCUACCUUGGGAAUUUUGUCGAAAAGUGCAGACGAGAAAGCCGGAGAAGAAAACCGAAGGGAUAACCAAAACCGAAAUGCUGGCGCGCAGUACCGUACAUAGCUGGUGUAUCAGAAGAAUUCGCUAGGCUGAUGAGCGAAUUUGGGAUUGACGUCGCUCACAGACCUGAAGCAACAAUACGCCGGCAACUUAUGCACCCUAAGGACCCGAUUCCCAUCAAUCAGAAAUCGAGGGUCAUUUACCGGAUAGACUGCAGUUGUGGUCAAGCCAAUUAUGUUGGUGAAAUCAGCAAACAGGUUCGCACGAGAUUGCACGAACAUGAGUUGCCUGUGAGACGGAAGGAUAAACUUGCCUUGGUAGCCGCCCACGCCUCCUCGCCAGGACACAGCUUUGACUUUCAGUGUGUGAGAAUAUUGGACCAGUCGGAUGACCGAGUUACUCACCUUCUGCAGGAAGCGUGGCAGGCAACCGAGGACUCGAUUAAUCGACGUAUCGAUCUGCCAAUCGCCUAUCAAGCACUGCGUGAACAAAUCAGCAACACAGCUAGAGGUCAUAUCCGGCAGAGGUGAGCUAAAUAUGCGAUGAGUUGUGCAGUAUUUCAUGCCUUGACGAUGGGCUUGAGUGAGAGUUCGAAACGUCGGAUAAAUAAACAACUGGUCCCAGCGAUCGCCUUCCCGUCUUAUUCUAUUCAAUUACCUGGGUCGCGUGUGUUCUCUAUCGUUCGGAAUAUAUACACAUAUAUCAUAGCUUGGCCUACUUCAGCCUGGUAGGUGAUCACACACUUCAAUGUUGGGUAUGACUGGCUGACCACGGCUAACGAUCCAGAAAUGGCCAUCCAAGUCUCCCUUGUCUUUGUCGGUAAUAUCAUUCUGCCUAUGUCCUGCUCCGCUGUGUGGCUACUGGUUGGGCUCGAGAGAGAAAGAGUCCUUAAGGCACAACGGAACGAGUGAGUUUCGUAAGAACGAUCGGUGAGCGUCCUCCACCAUUAUAUAUAUAUAUAUACAUGACAAGGGGUUAUACCGUAUCCCUGACAUAGAUACUAGCUAAAAACCACAUGUGUGUUUCUCCUAUGUUUCUGCUGCUGGAUGACGCAGUUGCGAGAGGUUCGGCUUCUCAGAAUUCUAAUUUCGGGUUGAAUCUUAAAAAGUCAUGUCAUGGACACUUAACCGCAUGUCCCGCGCUUAGUAAUUUUUGAAACCAUUACCUUCAUCACGCUCUGCAGUUCACAUGCCAGAAACCGCAUAUAGAACACUGGGAGACCCACUGAGGAGCCGAACCCCUCGCAGCUCUGUCAUACGGCAAGAGAAACAUCGGCGAAGCACGUUUCUGGGCUCUUAGCUGGCACCUUUGUCGGGAGUACGGUAUAAUCCAGGUCGUGCCUUUAGAGCAGUGUUAUGAACCUAAUAGCUCGUGUAAAUUUACAGUACUAUAUGUAGGAAGAGUAAUCGACAGAUACAGGGGGGACUAAGAUGGCCAUUUCUGGAUUGUUCGCCGUCGCCAGAUAAACUUGCUCGACCCCGGUUUGCAGGACCUUUGCCGCAAAUCCGCGUUCUUUGAACUUCGAGCGUUAUUAUGUCCAACUCCCUACCAUCAAACCAUGACUCCAUGUCCUAUCGGUUUCGAUGGGAAAUAGUAGCUACGAAUGCAGUGUGUUGGAGAAUGCAUUUAUAUUCAUUUGUUUUUAAAAAUGCAGUAUGUGCGAUGACAGGGCUCCUAUUGAACCCUUUACUAACACCAUCGUCGGCCGCCACCUAGUGCAGCCUAGUCCAAAACGAGUAUGUUCUUAAGGUACUUAAACGUUCGCCGCCGGCUUCUUUGCUAUUGCCUGCCAGCAGUCAUGUGCUAAGGCCUAAGACGAACUUAUUUUGCCAAGGGUCAAUCAUAGGCAUCUAAAUUUUCCCCAGAAAUCCCAAGACUGUCAACCAAAAUUACUGAACACCUGUCACAAAUGAUACAGUCCUUUGAACGUACAUUGUAUGACAGUGUUCAUGUCUCUCUUAGGUUCGAGGUCGAACCGACGCUGUAUCACGGGAGGUUUGUAUUGCUGAAUCUUGCCAGUUACUUAAAUAGUCAUUGAGCUUUUGCUUAUGAGUCUCCGCUUAUCAUUAUCUUCGUAUGUUACGGAAAACUAGCCCUCCCACAUCAAAACCACACCGGACGACGUCGAAACCAACAAGAAGUCCGUCAGAGUGGAGGGGGACCAGACUAGGCAGCAUCGAGGCUAUCCACGGCCGGACGGUGUUCAGUAUUUAGACCUGCCUUCAGCCUACAAAACGCGGGUCUCCAAAAAUCUGCCUGAUCCAAGGAAGUUGAAGAAAAAACUGCACGGACUCUUUGUUCCCUACCGUAUGGCCUUGGAAGACAGCCCAGGCUCAAGAAUCGUGUCAGGAGAUGGUGCCACCGCCCACCUGGCGCCUCCCCUCAUACCCCGGGAGCAAAUAACUCUAGCAGCGGGCGAUAAGCGCAGAACUCGCAAAACACGCCGCCGGUCCACCUCUAACCAUCUGCCCACCUGUUCCCGACACACAAAUGUACGCAUGCCAUGGUUACUUAUUCCAUUUAAGUAGCAUGAUAUCCCGCAAACUGCCUGUACUGAUUCCUGUCCGGUACUCCUUGCGAACUCUAGUAGUGGUUUUGGAGAAGAUCAGUCAGUCAGUAUAUUUUUAUAGUAAAUGACAGAAGUCAGGGAAACUCCAUUUAAACCGUACAGGUGUGAAUGAAAGGAGUGAAACUGCAAAAAUCUUACUUGUAGUUUCAGUGCGCAGAGUGCAUACAACUAAUGGUGGGACCUAAAUGUGAAAAAGGUGUGGCAUUUGCAAAAUAACGUCGAAAAAAUCGUUCAUUUCAUUCGCACUGGGAAAAUUUUCAUCUGUACCCGAAGGGAUCUGUUGAAUUCAUGUUAGUAGCACAUUUUAUUCUCCUUCGGAAUCCGCAGUUACCGCCUUCGAUGGCUUUGUCAUUGUCUACUAUCCAAAAUGUCACGGUAUUGGGGUGUUAAUCAGUCGUUAGCACGUCUUGUGGGAAAGUACGUCUUCCUUUUUGGCGAUUGUCCCACUAAAAACGACGAACGAGUGUGUUCUGCCUUACCACCUGGUCUUUGGCAGAAAAUUACUUGAUCUGGAAUUUUAGCUAGUGUCUGUACUGUCAGUAUGGUGAAUCAUAUAACACUGGACAUUUAUUAUGAAGGUUCUCAGGCUGAUGUCCUAGCGACCCAAUAAUGAGGUACUAAUAACUACCCUAUUCUAAUCCAUCUUUGAAAGCACCUGUUGAUAAUUGUUGCUGAAAUGAGCAGAUAGGUGUCUGUGGAAUUGGCCGGAUCCUACGUCAAUCUCGAAACGGUCGCUAGUUUCUCGGACAGAACAAGCGAAAGUGAGCCCCCGUCUCAGAUCGAGUUAGUUCUUUUGUUAAUGAGAUGUCCUCAAUAAUCCGAUGUAUGGUCCUCGCCCGUGUUUCCAACUCUAAGUUCAUGCAUUUGUUCCUCUGAGAAAUUGUUUUCUGGGAAAGUAAUGAAGCCUGCGUUUUGUCUGCAGGAAAAAGCACUCUAGUUUUCGGUAGUUUGGGUCGCUCGCAGACCCAAGGCGCACGUGGGGCCAAAGGCCGGCAGAAAAAAUGUCUGGUCAUGUCUUAUAGGUCCUUCGUCCAGCAAAACGAGUUACGCCACUAUUUUUGGGUGACCGGUGAUUUCUUACGUGGUCAUUAGGCUACAGCAAGUUAGGCUUGUGUAGCGUCGGCCUAACUAUCUUGCUCCAAUUACAGCAAGUAGGCUAUCUAAUAAAAAGUCUAUCGAAAUUCCGAACUGUGUUUUCUACUGGUAAGGAUUACUUAGUCAGGGUUGUAGUACUGAUUAUCGUGCGGCAUAAUCCCGGAAUAUUUCAGUCAAACCAGGACGCCGGCCUUUAAAUGAGCUUCUUUUUCGCUACUUGUAUAAACCACACUCGGCGAAUUAUAACUAUUUAAGUUGAGUGAUAUUUUUCCGUUGUCUUUCGAUGUCCUCAUAAAUUCAUAUAUACUUGAUAGAAAACACGCAUAAAGACACUUCUCUACACUCAUCUCACGUCUUAAAAUUUGAUGCGUGAAAAAAUUGCAACUUAGAUUUCCAAAAAUAGUUUGUAGUAAUGUCAUUUUCAAGACCGUGAGGUGUCUAUUCACAAAGAAUUUUACCAGUACGUCUACUAUUACUGCUUAUUAAGUAUACAACAGGGUCCGCAACCGUUGUAGAAUAUUAUGAGCCCUAUGUGACAUCUUUUUAAUAGCAUAGAGAAAUAUAUGAUUUGUCUUACACGGGCAGUUUGCAGCAUGGGUUUUGGAACCCUUAUCGCAAAUGUAGCCUCAGGUUGGAUUUAGAACUAUUCGGGAAUUGGAAAACUUUUUUUUAAACUGAAGGAUACCCGUUCUUUGGUAUAAAAUCCGAAGAAAACUUAAUUCUCUACCAAAUGAGUACAUGACAGUAAAACGCAUUAUACUUUACAAACGUUACGAAGCUGGAUGGAAAAUGCGUGCUACUUAAGUAGUCAUCUUCCGCCGAAAGUGGUUUACAUAGGCGGUGGGAACAAAGCUCAUUUAAAAGCCGGCAUCCUGGCGUGACUGAAAUAUCGCGGAAUUAUGCCGCACAGUAAUCAGUACUACAACUUCUCCUAAGUAAUCCUUUCUAAUUGAAAAUACAUUUCAGAAUUUCGGUCAACAUUUCGUGGCAUCUGUCACUUACUGUACUAGAUGCAGACAACGCCCAAUGUACCACGUGUCCAAGGUCGUGAAAUCUUUGCUGAAAUCCUCCGGCGGACUUGUAUUUAAAGCUGGCUACGUAAGUUGGUUUUCAACACUUACAUGCAGGGUGCGCAAUCUGAACACAGUCCACACACCGCGCCCGAAUGAUUUUCUGCCGUAAUUUUUCUCGGUAGUAUCAUCAGGGUUUUCUACCCUAUCUGAUGGCAUUAAGACUUUGAAUCAACCCCAACCUCUACUAACUGCCAUCUUCAUGCCUUUGUGCACGCAGAACGCAGCUCCACCAACAAACCAGUCGGCUGCUGUGCCAAGACGAAAGUCCAUUCUCCGCUCGAGAACUCUGAGUUUGAACGCUGACUCCUAUGGAUGUGAUGACAGCGGUGGUUGUUAUUCCGUUGCUAAGCAAAGCCGAGCAUGUGGGACGCGUAUCCGCGCCGACCCCGUCACUCUCUUUCAUGCCUACAGACGUCAAUGGCGCAACACCCUUGUGCCCGGUGAGAAUGAUCGUCGUUCCCUACGAUGGUCCGUGAAGGCAGCCAUGAUGAUACGUGAGAUCCCUGUGCUACCCAGCUCCGGUCGUUCAAUCAGGUCGCAGUUUCAUGUUUAUCCUGGCGUAGUCGAGUCCCGCACUCCGCGAAAGCGCAUUUCCACCUCUUCUGCCCGCCAGGAGUCCCGAUUCCUGGUACGUCUAUGCUUCUUCCUAUUCCUUCGGCUUGUUGUUUAA